Molecule: messenger RNA, 2146 nt
Organism: Aspergillus heteromorphus CBS 117.55
Lineage: Eukaryota; Fungi; Ascomycota; Eurotiomycetes; Eurotiales; Aspergillaceae
Product: putative ATP dependent RNA helicase
Exons: 2
Coding region: 231-1973 (580 amino acids)
Cellular component (GO): intracellular anatomical structure; catalytic step 2 spliceosome
Molecular function (GO): RNA binding
Source: RefSeq, a predicted model, not a curated record
GGUCGAGACCUACCCUGUCACAAUCGUUGUCGGGCACACGGGGAGCGGGAAAACCACACAGCUACCCCAAUAUCUCGACCAAGCAGGAUGGUGCGCAGACGGGAAAGCCAUCGCAGUGACCCAGGUGGGACUUCAUCCAUCUUUCUCCCCUUCCCCAGUCACCAAACACUAACGGACUGCAGCCGCGGAGAGUGGCUGCCACCACGGUGGCAGCCAGGGUUGCGGAGGAAAUGCGUUGCAAGCUCGGCGAAGAGGUGGGCUACUCAAUUCGUUUUGAGGACCUGACUUCCGCUUCCACCAGAAUCAAAUUCCUAACGGAUGGCAUGUUACUUAGAGAGGCCCUGGUUGAUCCUCUACUAUCGCGCUACUCCGUCAUUAUGGUGGAUGAAGCGCAUGAAAGGUCUCUCAGCACUGAUGUCCUGCUGGGGAUCCUAAAGAAGAUCAUGAAAAGACGGCCGGAGCUUCGGGUCGUGGUCAGCAGCGCGACCCUGCAAGCCGAGGAUUUCCUGCGCUUCUUUGCGGGGGAAGACUUCGACAGUGAUGCCGAAUCUGGCGAAAUCGGAGGCAAGACGGGGAGAAUCAUCAGCCUCGAAGGUCGCACGUAUCCGGUGGACAUGCUCUUUCUUGAGUCUCCCGCCGAGGACUACGUCGAACGGGCCGUGAAGACCGUAUUCGACAUCCACCUGCAAGAGGCCGAAGGCGAUGUGCUGGUGUUCCUGACUGGCCGGGAGGAGAUCGACUCCGUGGUGCAGCUGAUCUCGGAACGCGCUGCAACACUGCAUCCUAAGGCGCAGAGCGUGCUGCCGCUCCCACUCUACGCGGGUCUCACCACCGACCAGCAAAUGUACGUGUUCGAGCCGGCGGCCGAAAAUACACGCAAGGUCAUCGUGUCGACCAACAUUGCCGAAGCGUCCGUGACCAUCAAUGGGAUUGUGUAUGUGGUUGACUGUGGCUUCGCGAAACUACGGGCCUUUAACCCCAAUACCGGCAUAGAAACACUGACGGCCGUGCCGAUCUCAAAGGCCGCUGCAGUUCAGCGCGCUGGUCGAGCAGGGCGAACAAAGCCCGGGAAGUGUUUCCGCCUCUAUACACAGCAGGCAUACGAGCAACUCCCGGCCGCUACUGUCCCGGAAAUUCAGCGAUCAAACCUUGCCCCGGUGAUUAUGCAGCUGAAAGCUCUGGGUAUUGACAAUAUCGUCCGGUUCGACUUCUUGACUCCACCCCCUGCCGAGCUUGUGAUCCGUGCAUUUGAGCUGCUGUUCUCGCUGGGGGCCGUCGACGACUACGCCAAACUCACCAAGCCUCAGGGGAUGCGGAUGGCCGAGCUGGCCGUCGACCCGAUGAUGGCCAAGGUUCUUCUCUCCGCACCGGCGUUUAACUGCCUGAGUGAGAUUCUCACCAUCGCUGCCAUGGUCAGUCUGCAGGGAAUUGUAUGGGUUCAGCAUGAGGGCGAUCGGAAGUCAUCUGAGAGCCACCGCAGGAAAUUCGCCGUCGAAGAAGGUGACCAUCUGACGUACCUCAACGUCUAUCAGGCCUUUGUCACCAGGGGAAAGAAGGACUCCAAGUGGUGUCGCGACAAUCUUCUCAACUACCGAUCUCUACAACGAGCCGUGAGUGUCAGAGGGCAGCUCAAGCGGUAUCUGGAGCGGUUCGGAAUCCAAGUCGAUGAGACACUCUCCGCGCGAUCCAGGCAAGAGGACACCAGUAAGCUGUCGGAGCAGAUUCGUAGGUGCCUCACCACAGGCUAUUUCGCCCAUGCUGCGAAGAUGCAGCCCGAUGGGACAUUCAAGACCGUCAGCGGAGGUCUGACCCUUCAUGCCCAUCCGAGCUCAUUGAUGUUUAAUCGCAAAGCCGACUGGGUCAUCUUCCAUGAGAUUCUACAGACGGGCGAAAAGACCUUCAUCCGAGACGUUACGAAGAUCGAGAAGACCUACCUUCUGGAAUAUGCUCCGAACUAUUACAAGGUUCAUUGAUCGGAGCCUAUCCUCAUGAUGACAUUGAACGAGACCUUUCCCAUAGACGUCCAGCGUUUAGUUAGCUAUUAGAGUGAUAUCCCCUUACGUUCCGGUAUGCCAGUUCUCAUAGUCAUGAUCAUCAGUAUGGCUGGCUAUCUGGCCGACGUAGCAAUAGAACCAAUUAACAAGAG